Protopterus annectens (West African lungfish) is the source of this 4937-nucleotide messenger RNA. RefSeq names its product THAP domain containing 11 (gene THAP11). Gene Ontology annotation, molecular function: RNA polymerase II cis-regulatory region sequence-specific DNA binding. The record is from RefSeq and is a predicted model, not a curated record. Gene Ontology annotation, cellular component: nucleoplasm. The transcript has a single exon. Gene Ontology annotation, biological process: regulation of transcription by RNA polymerase II. Lineage: Eukaryota; Metazoa; Chordata; Ceratodontiformes; Protopteridae. The coding region runs from base 387 to 1091 and encodes 234 amino acids.
AUUACUUCAUACACAGGUAAUGGUUUUGCAUACAACAUCAGAAAAUUACACGUAGAACUGGAAAUUCCUGUUUAGACUGGGGUGUACAUUUUCAUGUGUUUAUAAGUGAGUGAUUCAACAAAUCGGAAUACAAAAUAUUAAUUUUUAGCUACAGGACUGAGUUCUCAGGACUUGUUCAAAUUUGAGCUAUCCUAUACUCCUGCCACAAUGUGUAUUCAGAAUGACCAGUAGGGUGCGCUACUAACAGGAAGUAGUUAGCAUUGUGGGACAUGUAGUUCCGCUCCGAGGGCCUCAAACACUGCUGGUUGGGACUGCUAAUAAAAGAAAAACAAAACUAAAAGUUUUUACUUGAAAAAAAUCGAUAUUAAGCGCUAGUCCCAUUCGCUAUGCCCGGUUUCACCUGCUGUGUCCCUGGGUGCUACAACAACUCACAUCGGGACAAGGCGCUCCAUUUCUACACCUUCCCGAAGGACGCGGAGCUGAGAAAGCAGUGGUUGAAGAACGUCUCGCGCACCGGAGUCAACGGCUGCUUCAGCACCUUUCAACCUACAACCGGCCACCGUGUCUGCAGCGUCCACUUUCAGGGUGGCCGGAAAACGUAUAGCAUAAGGGUGCCUACUAUUUUCCCUCUUCGAGGUGUAAACGAGAAAAAGGGACGAAGAAGCAAAAAGAAAUUGGCGGUUGCUGACAACAGGACGGUUGGCUUACAGCGAAUAGAAGGCAGCCCUGCCGUUACUGUUGGAGGCUCUGGGGAGGAUUUUAAGCCAAUUGACUUGACAGUACCGGUGGACGGCAGUACAGGGCCGGGGCUGUCGGUGGUGACGGCAUCUGCGGCGAGCAGACUUGGCGUUGGGGAUAUUUCAGAGACUUUUGACCAUUCUUAUUCGUUGUCGUCAGGGACCACCUCCGACGAGCUAUUGAAAAAGCUGAACGAACAGCGAGACAUUAUCGCCUUGAUGGAGGUGAAGAUGAAGGAGAUGAAGGGGACCAUCCGGCAUCUGAAAAUCACCGAGGCCAAAUUGAAAGAGGAGGUGCGUGAGAAGGACCGGUUGUUGUCCAUGGCCGUGAUCAGAAAAAAACAUGGCAUGUGACGUUUUUGGUGGUUAAAAAAUAUGGACAACGGACACUUUAGACUUAAAACUGUAACGUUUGAGUUGCGCUUUUCUUUUGAAGGUGUGACUUAAUUUGCAUAUGCUUGGUAUGGAGGUGUCAACAGAACAGAUGGUCCCGAACAGUGAUGUCACUUUUCACAAAACGUUGCUUCCAUUUCCUUCGGCGGUUUAAGUUAAAUGCUGUUUCUUACGUUAUAAAUAUAGUAUGACUCAGACGUAAGCGUGGACGAUUACAACUGCUGUCAAAUGCAGCAGACUUAGUAUUUUCCUUUUUUUUAUUUGUGUAUGGGAGGCUUCGUUGUGCACUUCGACACCCAGUUCUUUUUUGCUAUGUGAAGUUUGCUGCACAAGUUCUGAUCCCUCAGCGUUUGGAUAUAAUUGUUCAUUUUUUUCUGUGUAAUGUUCUUACUUUGACUUGCCCAGUUAAUCCUACAGGUCCCAUCAUACUUACGGUCUACAUCAGAAUUGCAGGAACUACUUGCUGAAGUGGGCAUGGAUAAUGUACUUCUCCCAUUACACAAUUUUACAUUUUAGUUGGUUGUUAUGCUGUGCUGCAUCGUCCCACCUGCUACACUGUGUUAACGGGUUCUAGUCCAGCAACCUGAAACUUUGUAGAAGAUGCUAAGCAUAUUUGGGCAGUACAAGAAGACCUUUUUAGGGCGUAUCAAAUAGAAGACAAUUUAGUCAGGAGCGUUUUAUAUCAUUGCAACAAAAAUUGGUCAGAAUAGAGAAUAAGCACUAAAUAUUGUCGUUUAUAUGUGUAGAUUUGCUAUUUAUCACUGAAACUGUGUUAAAGGUGUGUAUUUAUUUAAUCAGCAGGAGCUGUUUUUAAGGAUGAGUCACUGUUAAUACUAGCACUCCUGUAUGGGUGUUUCUGAGUGGCACAUAAUUAAAUUUCCUUAUCUGAGACUGAAACUCUGAAGUGUUGGUGCAAAAAUGUUAAUCUUGUGCAGGUUUUUUAAAGUGGUACUUAGAUGUACUCUUUUAUUAUGGUUUGGUAAAAUCAAAUGUAACAAACUGGUUAAAAGUGGUUAUUGACUGGGACUUCAGACUCCCUGUUUACAACAUAUUUUUGUGCAUACCAGUGUUUGAAGUGGUCGCUUCCUUUGUCAGUUCAUGCUUAUUGUAUACAAUUUCUACAUUUCAUUUUUUAAUUGUGACGUUCUUGGGGUUAUACUUUUAGAUGAAUUGUACUGUGCCCUGAAGGACCUCCUAGUUAGAAGAUUUAAACAUACAGUCAUUUCAGUCAGUUCUGUGUUUUGGAUGAGCUAACUUGACAAAGACUUGCUUGUACCACUGUAAGACCAUUACAUGUGAGGAAGAACUUCCCAGAUGGAUAAGGGGUGGGGGUGACCUGGCUUGAGUAAUGCAGUGCACUGUCUCAUGCUGUCAUUUUGCUACGUCUAAGGUUUUGAGGUGUUACUGUGUAGUAAUCAAGUUGAUCUUUUGUUUGUGUCAUUUGAGGGGCAUUUGGUAUAGAGAAGCCAGUAUGGCUCUAAGGUUUUUCAUGUAUUGCUGUUUCAGUGUAGCUUGACUCUAGUGGUUUGUGGUUUUCUUUUUAUUUUUCGUAAAUGAUUGCUAACAUUUUCAGAUAACUGAAGGUUGCAUAAUUCUUGAUACGGAAGUAUAAAAUUCCAUUUGUCAGUUUUAUGACUGGUACCAUUGUAAAGCAACGUUACAGCCACUUUGAUUGUUCAUAAUGUACUAAUGUUGUGGUUAUGGUAGGAUAAAAUGGCUAGUCUCUGCCUGAGAGAUUGUGACCUGCUGCUGAAAAGCUAUAAGCUUUGUGGGGCUAGGAGGCUUGACUUUUUUGAGGCCGAUUUCUAGACAAAUGUCAUAUCUUUAUUUUGAGAGAUGCAAAAGACAAGACGGCUGGGAGUAGUAUGGUUCUUUUCCUGUUUCUGGCUUCCUGUACAUACUUGUGGAGCAUAACUUUCCAAGCUCUGAGCUAUGUGGAUUACAGGUGGUGGCAACCCCUUUUAACCCUGCCAUAGUAGAUAAACUGAGUGUAGGCAUUCACAUGGUUGCAGAAAACCCAAAUGGUCAUAGCAGUGGCUCCAUCUGAGGUGUAUUUCCUUGAGAUUGUCAUGUGUUUUGAGAAGUGGGAGAAGACCUGAUAAUGCAUUUUUUAAGUGGGUGUGUAGGUCUUUUCUUUAUUUGGGUAAGAUAAUUUAUGUUGGGGAGACCUUUUUAUCUAUUUAUUUUUAUUUUUUGGGGGGGGGGUUCUUGAUGUUCCUUUGCAUUUUGUACAGCUACAUUUUAGACUUCCAUUUGCAAAGUUAUGUUGCUUCUUGUUAUAUAAAAAGACAGUGUUUUUAACUUGCAGUGGUUAUGUUAAUGACAGAAAAUGGUGUAGUGUUCUGCAACUUAAUGUUUUUGAGAAUGUUAAUCACAUGAGGUUUGUUUGGAGAAUUCAUUUAGCGGAGCAAAUUACCUGUUGUAUGGUGAAUUGUAAGGAAGUAAACAACAUUUUUACUUUUGUUUUAUGACCCCAUUUGAAAACAAUAGCUUGUCUGAAAGGUUGUUGGUGAUUGUCCCAGUCUAAGCAUUACACAUUAUUCGGCAGCAUUCGCUGAUCAAAGUUAACCAGAAAGAGUGAAUGUGUGGCAUUGGUCACUGUGUAUUUUGUCUACUGCAAGUGCAUUAUUCUGAUGGGGUUGUCUGUACAAUGUCCUUCUUAACUUGUUGCAGUUUUGUAGUCGCUUAUGUCAUUCUGCAUUUUAUUCUUUUCUCGGUGAAGUCAUGUGAUGGUUAUGUAACUCGUCACAUUUAGGUAGACAAUCAACCUAAGUUGGAAAGAGCAGACCAUUAGCUUUUAGUGUCAUUAUUACACUACUUUGUGUUGAUAUUGGGUAAAUAAUUCAAACAUUUUGCAAUUUAGUUUUCUUAUGUUUCCUUAACUAACAAAUGACUAGACCUCGUUUACAAGCACAGAUUUGUCACAGGCAGUCCAGAACUGCUUUGUUGCUUAAACCUGGCUGCAGUGUACAAAAACUGGUCCAGUAUUUUAGUUGCUGCUGAACUACAGUUGUUCAGGUCUGCUUUUUACAGUAAUGCAUUAAUUUCACUAUUGGUGCUUAACUUUAUAUAUUGUUUUUUACUAGUAUUUAUUGCUGUUUGAGUGGCAAGAUGUAUGAAAAACCAUCAUACCAAAAAUACCCUUCUACAAUGAAUUUAAAAGGGCAGCAUGUUGUUUUUGUAGUAAAACAUUAAACUAAUUUUAAAAUAGUGGCAUUCUGGGGUAAGUCUAGACACCAGGUAUACAUCGUGUGUUUUGACCAGGUUACGGCACUGUUUUGGUAAAAAGAUCACAAACUUAGUGGCAUAUCUCAAGACACUCAGGGUGACCAUUAACCUGUAAGUAUACUGUUAUUAAAAGUCACUGUGAUUUCAGAGCACAUGUUAGUUGUUUUAACAUGAUACGUUUACAUAAAAUGAGUAUUAUUUGCAGCUAACACAUCCUGUGUUUUUUUGAUGAUUAAAGCACUAGUUGCACCUAUAUUAUCAUGUAACAGGAUAACAUUUGUUUUUCAGUCUUCAUGGCUUGUCUUUUCAUGUGCUCUUGGAACUAAUAGAUUCUACAGGAUUGAAGAAAACUAUUGCAUAGUCUUACAUUGUGAAUAGCACUAGAGUAUUAUUUAAAUUUUUUUGUGCCCUUAUAUGAGUGAUACUAUCUGUUUGCAACAGUAAAACGAAUCAACAAAAUACAGGUUUGACUCUGUGGUACUGGUCAUACUUUUGGCACUGUUUCAGUGAAUAAGCAUAGAAUAUGUCUGAAGUAAAGAUGCUGUUAUUAAUAAAGUGUUACGGCUGUGCAAAGCUGUA